Messenger RNA from Haemorhous mexicanus (house finch), 2607 nucleotides. RefSeq names its product POU class 1 homeobox 1 (gene POU1F1). NCBI's taxonomy places the organism in Eukaryota, Metazoa, Chordata, Aves, Passeriformes, Fringillidae. Gene Ontology annotation, biological process: regulation of transcription by RNA polymerase II. The record is from RefSeq and is a predicted model, not a curated record. The coding region runs from base 1 to 1089 and encodes 362 amino acids. Gene Ontology annotation, molecular function: RNA polymerase II cis-regulatory region sequence-specific DNA binding; DNA-binding transcription factor activity, RNA polymerase II-specific. The transcript has 7 exons.
AUGAGCUGCCAAGCAUUUGCUUCCUCAGACACCUUUGUGCCCCUGAAUUCUGACUCUUCUCCCUCUCUGCCUCUGAUAAUGCAUCACAGCGCUGCAGAGUGCCUGCAGGUCUCCAACCAUACCACCAAUGUUGUGUCUACAGUCCCCCCUGUUUUCUCUUUGCUCCCAAUCGUGGUGUUCGUGCUUUGGCUUUGCCGCGACGACGCCGGGCGCCCUUGGCCAGGCCUGCACUACUCCGUGCCCUCCUGCCACUAUGGGAAUCAGCCUUCCACCUACGGGGUGAUGGCAGGCAUCAAGCCUGCAACUCCAGAGAUGCUCUCAGCAAGUCUCUCCCAGACUCGCAUCCUACAGACAUGCAGCAUGCCCCACCCCAACGUGGUAAAUGGUGUCAGCACCUUGCAAAGUGGCCUGACCCCCUGCCUGUACAAGUUCCCGGAGCACGCGCUGGGUGCCAGCUCCUGUGCCCUGGGCCACGGCUUCGCUGCCCUGCCCCAGCCCCUGCUCACGGACGAGCCCGCGGCCGCGGACUUCAAGCAGGAGUUCCGCAGGAAGAGCAAGCCCGCGGAGGAGCCCGUGGACAUGGACUCCCCUGAAAUCAGGGAGCUGGAGAAAUUCGCCAACGAGUUCAAGCUGCGGAGAAUCAAGCUGGGUUAUACACAAACCAACGUUGGAGAAGCGCUGGCUGCUGUGCAUGGCUCCGAGUUCAGCCAGACGACGAUUUGCCGCUUUGAGAACUUGCAGCUGAGCUUCAAGAACGCGUGCAAACUGAAAUCCAUCCUGUCCAAGUGGCUGGAGGAAGCAGAACAAGUGGGAGCUUUGUACAAUGAAAAAGUUGGAGUGAAUGAACGGAAGAGGAAGCGCAGAACCACCAUAAGCAUCGCUGCCAAAGAAGCCCUAGAGAGGCACUUUGGAGAACAAAGUAAGCCGUCUUCUCAGGAAAUUAUGAGGAUGGCUGAGGGGCUCAAUCUUGAGAAGGAAGUCGUGAGAGUUUGGUUUUGCAACAGAAGACAAAGGGAAAAAAGAGUGAAGACCAGUUUACACCAGAAUGCCUUCAGUUCUAUUAUCAAGGAGCACCAUGACUGCCGGUGAAGCUUUUCCACGUACACAUGUGGAUUUCUCUUUUGCUUUUUGUAAAUGUUGUAAAUACUGUGUUGUUAAAAAAGAAAAAAAUCAGUACACCACUCAUUGCUCCUACCUGCUACCAGCAGCUGUAGCAUGGGAAGGAUUUUGCUGUCAUUAAUUAAGGCACUGUGAGCUCACCAGGACGGAGGUGUCACACUGCUCCUACUGCACGCUCUGUCUCAGCCUAACAUUUGACUGCCUUGACCUGGUGUCAAGUAGAAGUGGCUUGGAUAAUGCCUGUUAUCAAACGUAAUUCUUGCUAAUUUGUUAUGUGCCUCAAAGUUUGGUUUGGGUAGGCUUAGCUAUAAAAACAGGAAUACAAUUUAUCUGACUUUAGGACUUUGUGGCCUGAGGGGAAGAAAAAGAAUUAUUGGGGGUUUUACUACAUUGCUCUUUCUCUGCUUUAUACUUUCUUCUGAUUAAAACCAUGUGUGGACAUACUUACACCAGAGAUGGUGGUUAAGCUAAAAAGUAUACAAAAGAAGAAUUUAUUGCACUGCACAAUCCCCCUCUAUCGCACCCCACUAAUUGAAAAUAAUCCCUUCUUUGUCAUCCUCUAGCCUAGAGAUAAUUGAGGGGAAAAAAUACCGGUGCCAGAGCUCCACCUAUCAGGCAGGCACUGAGAAAACUAAAUUAAUGACUGUAGUACUCACCAGGGAUAGAUUAUCCAGCCAUCUCAUCAGCCUUGUUAUGGGAAUUAGCCCAUUACCAUAUAAGUAUUUUGACUGUUUUCCCAGGACUGAAAUUAAGUGAGUACACGCAAGUAGUACUGGCCAGAUGCAUUUUAUUUUUCCAUAAAACAAACCUGAUGAUUUAGAAAAUGUCUAUAUAAUAGGCCCAGAGAAAGCCAGAGGAGUUUAAUGUUCAAGACCACUUAGAAGCAGCAUGUACAAGUUAAGUGCUCACUCUCCAGUGUACAUUAAAUUAUCUCUGAUACUUAUUACAGUGACCGUAAGUAUGUUCAACAAUGGAAAUCAGGCUCCUGGAUUUCUAAAAACCCACAUUUUUAUGGAUGAAUGCACCACUCUAAGCCCUUAACUGAGAAGAAAACUUCAAUUUAAUAACUCAAAGGGGACAAACUGUGGCUAUGUACUCCCUUCAGGCUGCUUUCAUCGCUAGCAUAGCUCAUCCACUAUAGCAGAGACCAAGGUGCAUACUUCUAUCCACCACAGGUUACCAACAGGUCAUAGGUCAUGAACUUUACAAAAAAGGUUCAGCUGAGAGGAUCAGCACUCAGCAACGGUGGUGGCAUGCAUUGGUGUACCUUUCAUGUGAUGUGGUCAAAUGUUCUGUAUGCUGAAACCACUAUCUGGUAUAUAAAAACUUUAUUUAAAUUCUAAAUUAUUUUCUUAAUUAUAAAAGGCUUCCUAGAAAUGCUAUCAGCCUGUACCUCCCAACCUCCUCAUCCAAUAAAGUAUUCCUAUACUUUUGGCACUCCAGGCAAUGGUUUGUAUCUCUGUUUUGGUAACACUUCACUCUUUCUUA